AUAUGACGACGAGGUGCUUGCGGUGAACUGUAUGUGCCGGUUUGAGAACCUACUAGAUGAUACAGUUAUGGAUGAUAGCCCAAGGGAUACGGUUUUGAAGUUAAUCAGGAAGAUGAAGCCUGACAUUUUCAUCCAAUCUCACAGUAAUGCAUCUUUCAAUUCACCCUUUUUUGCCACUCGGUUUCGUGAGGCUCUUUUCCACUACUCUUCACUGUUUGACAUGUUGGAUGCUAAUUUACCCUGUGAAAAUCAGGGGAGGAUGAAUUAUGAGCAGGAGUUCUUUGGGCGUGAGAUUAUGAGUAUAAUUGCGUGCGAGGGGUGAAGGUUAGAGAGGCCUGAGACAUACAAGCAGUGGCAGGUUCGUCAUACGGGGUCUGGUUUCAGGCUCCUCCCAUUGUCACAAAAACUUAUGAAGGAGAUCAGGGUUAAGGUGAAGGCAGAUUAUCAUAAAGAUUUUGCGGUCGACGAAGAUGGUCAAUGGAUGCUGCAAGGAUGGAAGGGUUGGCUUUUGUGUGCUAUCUCCUGUUGGGUACCUGCAUAGAGCUUACUAUAAUUCUGAUUUGGAGAUUAUGGCUUUCUGACCAAGGUAGCUGGCGAGAUUCGCGAGAAUGUGGAGAACACAGGCUAUGGGCUGUUGAGUUGCAUAAGAUCAUGGAUCCACAUUUCAGUGCAUUCUCCUAUCCGUCAAAUGGCUUCGAAUUCGAUGAUGGUUCCUUCUCACCCACUUUCAGUCCGUCGGAAAAUCUUGCAAACACAUUCCCAUUUCAAGAUGACCCUGGAGAUCUUAGCUUAAUGGACAAAUUUCUUCCCCCUGUUCCCAACCCCGGUUUUGCGGCUUUGACAUCGGGUGGAAGCUCAGAAGUGGACUCUCCACAUGAUAGUGACUUCUCUGAUGCUGUUCUCAAGGUCAUAAACACAACACUCAUGGAAGAGAACAUGGAGCAGACACCCUCUACGUUCCACGAUCCUUUGGCCCUGCAAGCUACUGAGAAAUCGUUGUAUGAUGUUAUUGGUGAGAAUUAUCCUGUUUCCCCGAAUCAACCCCCUCUUUACUUCAAUCAAAAUUCCGAAAGCCCAGAUGAGUACCUAUUUAGUACUUCCAGCGAGCAGAGUAUUAAUAGUACUACUAACUGUGGCAACUCUAUUGAUACUCAACAGACUGUUGAUCCUGGUGCUUUCAGAUACUGUCUUAAGACAACUACGGGGAGUUCUACUGAGAAGAGUGCUGGUACAAUGAACUCCUCGAUGAGUAGCCAUCCGGUCCCAAAGAUGUUUAUAGAUAGCCAGUCCAUAUGGCAGUUUAGGAGAGGGGUGGAGGAAGCUAGCAAGUUCCUUCCUAGUAAUAAUGGAUUGGUUAUUGACGUGGAGAGCCAUAUGAUGCCUCCAGGGUCAAUGAAAGAGGCUCUGGAUGUUGCAGCCGAGUCGGGGAAGGACGAAAGGGAAAACUCACCUAAUGGCUCAAGGGGUAGGAAGAAUCAUCACCAUGAGGAUAGUGAAUUAGAAGAGGUGAGGACUACCAAGUUUUCCGCAAUUUGCGUGGAAGAGUCCGAGUUAUCUGACAUGUUUGAUAAGGUUUUGUUGUGUGAUGUAAAAGCGGAGCCUACAUGCUGUGAUGCUGAUGAAGAAGUGGAGAGUGGACAAACCAAGACAAUCCAACAGAAUGGCCAACCACAUAGAUCUAAGGGCAGGAAGAGUCGCACUAAGAAACAGGAAAGUAAAAACGAAGUGGUGGAUUUGGUGACGCUCUUGAUGAAUUGCGCACAAUCUGUUGCUGCAGAGGAUCGCAGGAGUGCAUAUGAACAACUAAAGAACAUUAGGCAGCACUCUUCUCCUUCCGGUGAUGGGUUUCAGAGGUUGGCAAAUGUCUUCGCCAAUGCCCUUGAGGCACGCUUGGCUGGCACUGGAAGCCAGCUCUACGCAGCCCUAGCUUCCAAGAGGAUUUCAGCAACUGAAAAGUUGAAAGCUUACCAACUUUAUUUUUCAGCUAGUCCAUUCAAGAAGAUAUGUAUGUUAUUUGCGAACCAAAUGAUUGAAGAUUUAGCUAUAAAUUCUAAGAGAAAGAAGCUCCAUGUUGUUGAUUUUGGUAUCCAAUAUGGUUUUCAGUGGCCCAUGCUUAUCCAACUUCUCUCAGGCCUUCCUGGCGGGGCCCCCGAUCUGCGAAUUACAGGGAUUGAGCUUCCACAACCUGGUUUUCGCCCCACAGAGUUUGUUGAGGAGACAGGGCGUCGCUUGGCAAAGUAUUGUGAACGCUUUAAUGUUCUAUUCCAAUACCAUGCCAUAGCUCAAAAAUGGGAAACUAUCAAAAUUGAGGAACUCAACCUAUACGAUGAUGAGGCGCUUGCUGUGAAUUGUCACUUCACGUUAAAGAACCGACUUCGUGAUUCAGAUGUGGAGGGUAGUCCAAGAGAUGCUCUUUUGAUGUUAAUUAGGAAGAUGAAUCCGGACAUUUUUGUCCAUACUACUAGCAACGGAUCAUACAGUCCCUUUUUUCUCAAUCGGUUUCGUGAGGCUCUCUUUCACUACUCUUCACUGUUUGAUAUGUUUGACACUACUCUACUCCGCGAGGAUCAGGACAGGAGGAACUUUGAACAAGAGUUCUACGGGCGCGAGGUUAUGAAUGUAAUUGCAUGUGAGGGAUUGGAAAGGGUAGAGAGGCCUGAGACUUACAAGCAGUGGCAGGUUCGCAAUACGAAUGCUGGUUUCAGGAUCCUCCCAUUGAAGCAGGAUCUCAUGAAGAAUCUCAGGGUUAAGGUGAAGGCAGGUUAUCAUAAAGAUUUCUUGAUCGAGGAAGAUGGUCAAUGGAUGCUACAAGGAUGGAAGGGCCGGAUUUUCUGUGCUAGCUCCUGUUGGGUACCAAGUUAGCUGUCAAGCAUUAAGGAUGUAUGAUACAGGCAAAGUUACCGUUUCUUUAACUUAAAUCGCUUCUCUCUCUCACACACAUGCAUCUACGAGUAUUUGUGUAUUCUUCUAGGUAUGCUUUUGCAUGGAAACAUAUAUUUUUCUACUUCUACCGAUGCGCACCAAGGCCGUCCAUUUCUCUGAUCUUCUGCAAUGGUUGCUCUAUUGCAGAAUGUGCUUGGAAAUUCUUGCAGAAGACUUCAAGGCGCUUAUGGGUUGUCUGAAUGACCUACCGUGUACUAAUGAGACCAGAUAAUGUUUAGGGGUAUUCUUGGAAAUUCUGCGGCACAACGCUUACUGCUCGUGGUUCAGAACUUCAAUCUCGACAUGGUUUUGAAUUGUGGAUGUAAGAGCGAUCUACCAGAGUAAAGAUUUGUCACUUAUCAAGGAUGUUGUAGUGUUGAUUAAUACUAAGUAUUUUAUACUAUCCAUUACU
This is a messenger RNA of Rhododendron vialii, 3334 nucleotides long. Its product is annotated as scarecrow-like protein 33. Gene Ontology annotation, cellular component: nucleus. Gene Ontology annotation, molecular function: DNA-binding transcription factor activity; sequence-specific DNA binding. The coding region runs from base 478 to 2862 and encodes 794 amino acids. The transcript is spliced from 3 exons. The record is from RefSeq and is a predicted model, not a curated record. Gene Ontology annotation, biological process: regulation of DNA-templated transcription. NCBI's taxonomy places the organism in Eukaryota, Viridiplantae, Streptophyta, Magnoliopsida, Ericales, Ericaceae.